GAUAGUGUAGUUUGGAGUCACCAAGACUCAGAAGUGAACGUAGCAGCACAUACAUCGCUCUGAAACUGUUUUUACAUUUUCAUUCCAGUAUUUUAUGACUUGUAAAUUAGUGUAAAUAGAUUGUUUCUAUUUUUAUAACAAGACAACAACGAAAUGGAACUUAAUUCUCUUUUAAUUCUGCUGGAGGCUGCAGAGUACUUGGAGAGAAGAGACAGAGAGGCAGAACACGGUUAUGCGUCUGUUUUACCAUACAGCAGCGACUUCUCCAGAAAGAAAACGAAAGCAUCGCCAAUUUCCAGAAAAACUCAGAACAAUAGAUCAUCACACAACGAGCUGGAGAAACACAGACGUGCCAAACUACGGCUGUACUUGGAGCAGCUGAAGAAGCUGGUGCCUUUGGGUCCAGACAGCACGAGACACACCACUCUGAGCUUGCUGAAAAGGGCCAAGAUGCACAUCAAGAAGCUGGAAGAGCAGGACAGGAAGGCUUUAAACAUGAAGGAGCAGCUUCAGAGAGAGCACCGCUACCUCAAACGCCGCCUGGAGCAGCUCUCUGUGUCGGGAUCCGUGGAGCGCAUCCGCACUGACAGCAUGGGCUCCACCAUCUCCACUGACUCAGAGCAAGAGGUGGACAUCGAGGGCAUGGAGUUCACCCCCGGCGAGGCGGACAGCGUGGACAGUGUCAGCGACGGCGAGGAGGAGGACCACUAUAGCCUCCAGAGCAGCUCCAGUGACACCAGCUACACAGCCACACAUUCCCACAGACUGCAGCCGCACCACUGUUAGACACCGCCGCGGCCAUCCAUCUCGCAACCAGCUUCCUCGCCCACGCUACCUUCUCCUCACCCGUACCUUUCCCACGAUUUGCCAACGCCGCACACUACCUACAUCAGACCAGUCCACAACGGCGGCAUACCCCGAACUUGUUCCUUCCUUCCUGGCCACGACUCUCCAGGAAGCACACGAGGCCGAAAUGCCUUCCUUAACUCCCCCCCUGCCCCCGACCCCUGACCACUGACCCUACCUCACCCUACUGUAUCCUGCCUGAACCCGCCCCUCCUGACACGCCCUGCCCUCUCACUGCCCUCACGACCCCCACCUAGCGCUGCCGCAGGCUACGAGAGCCGAGUUUGUGGUUUUUUAUCUGGGAUUUCUGUGGCACGGUGGACAGCUUUGACUUGUUAAUUGGUGUGUGUGUAUAUAUAUACGUGUGUGUAGAGAAAAGUCAAGGGAGGGAGUUUCAGAGAGGUCAAAAACAAAAUAUAAGCUUCAGUCAUUUUAAUGUGGCAAUAAUACACAGACAAAGCGUUGCACUAAGGGUGCGAUGUGAGAAAGGUAAAGCACUUCUGUUUGUUCGGCAAUAUAUGCAACAUUGGGACCUCGAAAGUUGUUUUCAUCAUACGGUAUCUUCCUUUUACACAAUAAGAUUUACAGGAGACGCUAUUGCAAAUGUCCUGCGGGUUCCUUGAAACAUCUGAGAAACGUUGGUGUCGAACACACUUGUUCUCUUUCUUGCUGGGAGCUAGAUGAGAAAAGCAUUGGUGGAUCUGCUACCAGCACCUCCAAAGCUCACAAAUGUAUAAGUUAUGUGUUUAAUCUGUACAAAACUGUGUAAAAACAGUGUAAAGUUGUAAUUUUAUGGCAGUUGUGUCGACGCAGUUUGCGUGGUGGAGAAAUCGUGUAGCUUUUAACCUUUCGUACUCCAUUUUAGUGUUUUCAGACAGUUUUUGUACAUAAUUAAACAAGAUAUACUGAUUGGUGAGCUUUAUGCUAAGCUAACAAGCUGCUGGCUGUAUAUUUCACACAUUAGAGUGAUCUUCUCAUCAAACUGUCAGCAAAAAAAAAAAAGUGAUCCAAACAUGUUGAACCCCGGCUUUAAUCUCCAACUUUUUAGCAAAGCUUCUGUCAGCACGCGAUUUAAAACGGGACUUUUUCAAUAGCAGCUCUGCACGUCGUCACAUCUUUAUCACCGAGUGCAGCCAAAGACAACAGGAAAAAGCUUCAGAGCUGUAGCAGAGAAGAAAACAUGUAAAUAGAUGUACAGUUACUGUCCAGACCCUCGUGUCUCCCUCUGGUUGGGCUGCCUAACCACUACUCCACACUACUGACCACUACACUAUACCACCCUAUGGUGUGGAUGGACUACUAUGUCAAACAACAAAGAAAAGGAGUUGCCUCACAACUAAAACUCUAUUCCUUGAAAUAUCGAGUCACAUCUUGUGUUUCCUUCUCAGUAGCUAAUUGAUGUAGCAAUAAAGACAAGAGGCAGAUGCGAGCUAUGAGCGUCACAUUGAUUCUGGCGGACCGUGAGGUGUUAUGGGAGACUUUUUCUUUUCCCCAUUUUACCCUGUAGAUGGCAAGUUUUUUUUUUUUUAGUUUUCUUAUUCACUAAAGGAUCCUUCUCUGUGUGCACAAUGCCAUCUACACACAAUUUGCAUUUCCCUACAGCUCUGUUGCUUUUUUUCUGUUGCGAGCGGUAUUCAUGUGUGACUGGAAUUUUUUUUUUUUUUUUACUAUUAUUAUUCUAAUUAACAAGUCAAAGCUGUAAUUGUGGACAAAUGGGCCAGCUGUAAUGAUUUUCUGAUUUUCUUCUUUCGUAGAGGCGCCUAUUUUAGCCAUCUUAGCCAACUACUUCCAUUCACUUUUCUGUAACAGGAUUCUUGCUCUUAUUUUCUCUGACUUAUUUCUGGAGCUUUGAGCACUGCUAAAGGCCAACGUAGGUGAAAUGUUCUUCUCUAACCUGUCUGUAACUUAUGCACAAUAGUCACUAUUGACGGAGGAGGCGCUUCUGUCGCUCUCUGACCAUUUAAAUAAUCAUUAGCCCCGGUCUCUGGCAGUCUUUAGAGCUUGGCACUUUAAAAAAAAAAAAAAAAAAAGGGGCCCGUCCACCAUGGCAGGUCUGACCAAAAAAAAAAAAAAUAAAAAAAAACUACAAAAGAGUUAGAAGAAAACAACAAAAAAUUGCAUACGAAAGAAGCUACUCGUCACUGAAAGUGAUAUUAGCCAGUGUAGUCUAUAUUUCUCGUAUUAAAUUUUGUAUUAUAUUUUCCUAAAUGUUCUCUUGUAAUGAAAAGACAAAAAAGAGUGAGUAUAUCUAUAUAUAAAUAUAUAAAUAUAAAAGAGAGACAGACAGACAGACAGGAGGCCAGGCUUGUUGAAGGGAGAGUGGGGGCAGGGGAGCUGAUACACUGGCCCCUCUCCCUUGGGUGACUCUCCUGCUGUCAUUCUGUGCCUUGGUGAGCCUUUGACCUCUCUCCUCCCACCUCCUCACCCUCAGCCCCUACUCAGGUCACACUCCCCCUCCCCACUCCUCUUGAAUCGCAUCCUCCCCUCCCUCUUCUUCUUCUUCUUUGAUUUCAACCCUUACCAUGCGAAACACUUCCAUGAGCGAGGGGGCGUGUGAAGAGAAGACCUCCAAAUACACACAAACAACAACAACAACAAAACAAGCCCCCUCCCUGAAGCCGCUGUUGUACGACACCCUGUCCAGGCACUCCCUCCCCUCCCCUCCCAGCCUCUCUCGAUGCCCACCCAUCUGCCAGCGCCACCUCUGUCAUGGAAAAAGAAAAAAGAAAACACACACUGGUAAACUCCCAUGGCAGCUUCCAGUCGCCCCCCGAAUGGUCACCGACGGGGUUCGAAAACUUCUUCUGGGCUUGAAGCGUGUUUAUCUUUUUUUUUGUCAUUUUAUUAUUCUUGUAUGUUGACUAUGUGUUUGUUCAGUGGGAAUCACUGGGAGAGGAGCGAUAAAAGAAUAAUCCAAUCAAUGGCAGCUUAAGGUGUUAUCCUCCGAGCUCCCGGUGGUCCGUCCCAAAAAUAGUGUUACCCGUUGAUCAGGGGACCUCUUGAGACACAGCAAUAUUACCAUCUUGUGCUUUCUGAGGGAGGGUGGGUGGGUGGGCAGGGUUUUUACAAAAGAAAAAAAAGAAAAAAAAAAAAAGGCAAGCAGGUGGUUUUGCUUUUGAGUCUGUGGUGCAUUUUUGUGACCAACUCUUUAUUUUUGUUUCGAUGAUUUGACCUCCUAUCUGCACUCUCUCCAUACACUGCAGGAGGGCAAAAAGAAAUUAACUAGACAUGAGAAAAAAAAUUCUUUUUCUUUUUUUUUUUUUUUGGAAAGCUGUUUUUUUUUUGUUAUCAAGAGUUUACAUUCAUGUCAAAAGGAUUUGUACAUGACUGUUUGUAGCAAAAAUGUCCUUUUCAGUUCGUUGGUCAAAUGAACAACUGAGUAAACCAUAUUAAUGGAAUAAGAUUAUUCUCUUGCACAGAACCUCCCAGUAAGAAAAGUGACACAGAGACGGAGUGAAUGGGACGAGCUCGGGGCCAGAUAUGAGAUUAUAAUUUUUCAGUGGCGUCAUUGAAAAAUGUACAUAGCACACGUGCGCUCGCAAACGUUUACGAGCAGCUGACGGGACGUGUUAACAUUUCGUUUGAAUGUCGGAAGGGUGGUGUUUAUGGAAAUUCUUUUAAUGAUGUGCCUUGGAAAAAGUUAUUUUCUUUAAAAAAAAACAAAACAAGAGAUUGUACCAAUUAAUGACGACUGUUAAAUCAGUUGAGCCUUGAAGAGGCAAAAGAUGUUUCCACUUCCCUUUUCAGAACAAAAGAGGCAAACAUUUCGAAGAAGGGGGCUCUUCAGUGAACUUCUGCUAACAUCAAAGUGUAAUUUAAGAGUCGUAGGAGAGAGGAGCGCUUAAAAACUGAAACUUCAGAGCAAGUGCAGACAAGAUUUUAUGUUUGCUUUCAUGUUGCCGUUGCACAGAGAUUUGAUUCAGUGUGUUGUUUUUUUUUUUCCGAAGAGCACAGAGGUUUGGGGAAGUCAGCAGGCAGAGAAUAGAGAAAGAUAUAAAGAGAGUGGGUGGGUGCGAUGAAAAAAAAAAAAAGGUGCAGACAAAGGACAGUCUGCGCAGAGAGAGUCGGGUCAAGGCACUAAAUCUGUGCGCACAUCACAAACACCGAAGACGUCUCUUUAUCCCUAAGCCUGCUGAUUAAUGGUGCUGAUAAAAUCAACACAAUGACUUCCACCAGAUAUUAUUCCUGCCAAAUAAAUAGUCACUUUUAAUCCUUCCAUGACUAAAAAAAAGAAAAGUUCCUGUAUGUAAUUCAAGACGAAUAGCUUUAACUACCUGUAGGCUUUAGGUCAGCUUCCCACUUCCUUUCCGCACUUCAGCCUUCAUGUCUUUGCUCUUUAUUUUUGCAUUUUCAUCAAUUGCGUGACGCUCUUACGGGGUUCUGUUUGGUUCCACAAACGGGCGUCACACCAGCGUUAUGGUUCGUUUUUUUUUUUGCUUUUUUUUCCCUCCUACCCACAAGAACCUAGAAGCUGUAGAGGGUGAACUGGCUUGGAUUUAGUUGCGAGGAGGAUGACGAGGAGUUUGUCUGGGCUGACAUACUGUGCAGAGUAGGGAGAGUUCUGUGCCAGAGACCUGUGAAUAUGUUCCUUUAUAGCGGAUGUGUAAUAUGCAUUCAGAAGAUGUUAUAUAAGUUCCUUUUUUUUUUUGUUGUUGUUGUUUUGUUUUUUUUUUGUGUGUGAGCGUGUGUACAUGAGUACCUGGUGCUGGCUACAUUUUAGCAAACACUUGAAGGUAUUGUGUAUUCUCUCAUUGUAAUAUAAUUAAAAUGUUUUAUACAUAAA
Stegastes partitus (bicolor damselfish) is the source of this 5629-nucleotide messenger RNA. It is a transcript of the gene mxd4, whose product is annotated as MAX dimerization protein 4. Lineage: Eukaryota; Metazoa; Chordata; Actinopteri; Pomacentridae. The record is from RefSeq and is a predicted model, not a curated record. Gene Ontology annotation, biological process: regulation of transcription by RNA polymerase II. The transcript has 6 exons. Gene Ontology annotation, molecular function: protein dimerization activity; DNA-binding transcription factor activity, RNA polymerase II-specific; RNA polymerase II cis-regulatory region sequence-specific DNA binding. The coding region runs from base 154 to 786 and encodes 210 amino acids.